This is a messenger RNA of Vespa velutina, 2362 nucleotides long. RefSeq names its product enhancer of mRNA-decapping protein 3 (gene Edc3). Gene Ontology annotation, biological process: P-body assembly; deadenylation-independent decapping of nuclear-transcribed mRNA. The transcript has 6 exons. Gene Ontology annotation, cellular component: P-body. The coding region runs from base 229 to 1638 and encodes 469 amino acids. Gene Ontology annotation, molecular function: mRNA binding. The record is from RefSeq and is a predicted model, not a curated record. NCBI's taxonomy places the organism in Eukaryota, Metazoa, Arthropoda, Insecta, Hymenoptera, Vespidae.
GUAUCUUAUCACGUAUAUUCUGUAUUAUAGUUAUUUGUUCAGCAGUCGAAAAGCUUGAAAUAUAAUAUUCAUUUAGUAUUGAACAUUCAAGAAUAUUUAACUAAAUCUAAAUGAAUUAAGCUAGGAUCCAAGAGUUCGUAAAAGUACAAAAGUUUUAUGUGAAUAUUUUUGUAAGAAGUCUGUUGUAUCCUUAAUCGUAUUUAUAAAUUUUAAUUGACGAUUGAAAAAAUGUCAGAACAAUUCGUUGGUUGUACAGUUUCUGUCACAUGUAUAGAUGAUCUUGGUACUUACCAGGGUCAAAUAAUCGAUUUAAAUAAACAAAGUGUGACUCUUUCAAAGGCUUUUUGUAACGGCGUACCGCAUACCUCGUCUGUAGUUAGUUUGAAUGCUAAAGAUAUAGUCAAUGUAGAAAUUAUUUCUACCAAAGAAGCUGGCUCUAAUAUAAAUGAUACGCAAACACAAAGUAAAGUAACAGUAAAGAGACCGAUUGCCAAAAGAGCUGGUAGAUCCUUUUCUGAAAGUGUUCCAUCUUCAACACAUUCCGGUGGAAUGCAAUCAUCAUCGAAUUUUAAAAAACCUGUUGAGUCGGCACAACAGCAAUCUGAGCUCGCAACUAAUGGAAAAAUGGGAUCAACUGAGCCUAAUUGUAAGCCAGCUCAAAAGAGACUUACCCAUAGACAGAGAGCACUUGAAAGGGAUGAGCAUACUUUUGGUACUCCCAUUGAUCAAUCCUUGAAUCAAGAUUUCGAUUUUGAAAAAAAUUUAGCAUUAUUUAAUAAAGAGGCUGUAUGGCAAGAAAUAAAUUCUCUUAAACCAGACAUCGUUAGACAGUCGGAGAGUAAUAGAGGUGGUGGUGGUAAAUAUCGACACGAUGAGAAUAUUAUUGUUUCGGAGCCUACAGCCUUCAGACAAAUUGUUGUACCUUCGACUGGGGAAAAAGAAUAUGUUACGGAUGAUGGCCUAGUAAUACCAAGUAUCACUCUUGAUCUUCAUCGUCAAUUAAUUGGUGCAGCAGAUCGGCUUGGUAUUAGCUGGGAACGAAGGGUAGAACUUCUUGGACGUGCAGGAGCAGAAAUUAUUCUUCAACUUCUUGGUGGUGGACAUAGACUCAAUCCAAAUAAUGCUCAUCAAUGGCCAACCGUUGUAGCACUUUGCGGACCGAAUAGAUCAGGAGCUGCUGGCGUUAAUUGCGCACGACAAUUAUCUAGUCAUGGUGUUAAAACAAUAGUAUUCGUUGAAAAUUCAGAAGAUGUUUUUCUUCUACAAGAACUAUCAUUAUAUAGAUUGACAGAAAACAAAGUAGAAACUAAAGUUAAAAAUUUACCUUCUGUCGUAGAUUUAAUUCUUGUUGCGCUAUGCGAUGAAAAUUCUCCAAAAAUGGUUACUCCAGUAACACUGUGGGCAAAUAAUAAUAGAGCACUUAUUUUAGCUAUUGAACCACCAUCUGCAGGUACACCUGGCAUUUUAAGUAAAUUUAGUUUAGUUGGUGCUUUACCAUUAUCUCAUAGUCUUGACAAUGGUAGACUAUAUCUUUGUAAUCUUGCUCUACCAAACAAAGUUUAUUCUGAUGUUGGGAUUACUUAUAGGUCUCCUUUUGGACCAAAAUUUGUCAUUCCUUUGCAUUCCGAUAACUCCUAGCAAAUUUUUAAUCAAUAUGUUGAUUCUAGCAACAGCAUCUUCAGAUUUUAAAAAGUUCUGUUUUUUUUCUUUUUUUUUUUUUUUUUUUUUUUUUUUUUUUUUUUUUUUUUUUUUUUUUUCUUUAGCAUUGUAUACAUUUAAAAUAGAAGUAUACUAUGUCACAGGAACAUACUUCAAGGACAGAGGAUAUUGUCCUCAUAUACAUAUAAAAAAAAAAAAAACAAAAAAAAACAAAAAAAAACAAAAAAACAUAACAUGCUGUGACAUUUACUAUGUAAAUUAUAGUUUUUCGUAAGCAUGUGUUAAGUGUGGCUUACAUCAAAUUGAGGAUGAUAUAUUUGAUAUGUUUUAAUAGAACAAUAUAUUUAUUGAUAUAUCAUACAUUUAUAAUAUUAGAUUAAUCACAUUUAUAUAAUCGGACAAAAAAACGAGCACAGUCAGAAUUCUAUAAACUAUAUUGUGUAAUUGCAUUUGAAUUUUGCCGCUAAAGCUUUGUAAAUGAAAUCAUUAAAAUACGUAGUACAUACGAUAACGGUUAUAACAAUCAGUGAAAAAAAAAGUUGUAAUAUUUUAAUAUGUAUUAGAUAUUCUUUAGAAAUGAUCCAUUUUAUGACUCGUAAAAAUUAUAGUUACCGAAAAUUAUUUAUUGUACAAAUCUCAUUUUUUUCUCUUUUUUUUUUUUUUUUUUUUUUUUUUGUUUUUUGGAAAGUUCAAAUGUAUUUAU